Molecule: messenger RNA, 2109 nt
Organism: Nyctereutes procyonoides (raccoon dog)
Lineage: Eukaryota; Metazoa; Chordata; Mammalia; Carnivora; Canidae
Gene: TRIAP1
Product: TP53 regulated inhibitor of apoptosis 1
Exons: 2
Coding region: 38-268 (76 amino acids)
Source: RefSeq, a predicted model, not a curated record
GACGACAUCAAAGUGCGCCGCUACUGCCUCCGCCGCCAUGAAUAGCGUAGGGGAGGCCUGCACCGACAUGAAGCGCGAGUACGACCAGUGCUUCAAUCGCUGGUUUGCAGAGAAGUUCCUUAAAGGGGACGGCUCCGGAGACCCGUGCACCGACCUCUUCAAGCGCUAUCAGCAGUGUGUUCAGAAAGCAAUAAAGGAGAAGGAGAUUCCCAUUGAAGGACUGGAAUUCAUGGGCCAUGGCAAAGAAAAGCCUGAAAGCUCUUCUUGAACUUGUCACCUUGAAAAUAGACUCCUCCAAUCAGGAAAUUGAGGACACUGGAUCUCAUCAAUUAAGGCCGUGAAAAUAGCCAUUGAUUUGAUGAGGAGUUUAGGAGGGAGUUUUCUUUUCUCCUUGAUUUCCUCUCACUUGUAAAAGAUGAUGAACCAUCACUCUUUGCUUUGAGAUGAUUUCUCACUCGUGCUGUGGCAUCUUGCAGGAACCUCACCUGCUAAAACUGAAUAAUUUCUUGGGAUUAUGGUUGCAAUAUUUGGUCUAGGAUCAGCUUUAAAUAUCCUUUGUAUGUAAAUACUGAUAAACCUGUCAGGAUGUUCAGGGUUGCCUGACCUCUUGAGUUUGCUUCAAAGGACAUUAGGUAGAUUGUACUAGGGUUAUUAUUAUUCAUGGAAGCAACUGGUUAGGAUCUCUCUUCUCUCAGGGAGCCAAGACUCUGAAAAGGGAUUCCAGAACAACGGUUUUAAACCGGGGAACGGUUUUAUUUAACAACUUUUAAGAUUGCUGGUGGACUGGGUUAGCCAAGAGGAAGACAGCCUUAAGAGUUCCUUGCCUUAAGAAAAGGUGUCAGAUUUCUGAUUAAGGUGUGAAAGCUUGGAGAAUGUUGCAGUACACACACCAUUUCAGAGCUCAUAGUAUAGUUUAGGAAUUAAGAUCCUUGGCCUAAAUUGCAGAGAUUUGCUGUUCCCAGCUUUCAGCCCAAGUCAAUUAAUUAGAUCUACCUAUAUUACCAUAAAACUGCUAAAAUGCUGCAUCUGGUUAAAUGGGACAAGAGUUUGUUUUAUCUGCUUUGUGUACCCACCCUGCCCUCCAAUGUCUGUAAUCAUGAAGACGGAAUAAAUUGUAACAUUUAGUUUCAUUAUUUGCCCCUGGAGAGCUCUGCACUUUACAGAACAAGUAUUACACUGUAACCCUAUAUAUCCCAUAUAUUGCGGGGGGGGGGGGGGGUGUUAUAAUUUAAAGGUGAAGAAAAAGUGAAGAUUUAUCUAAGGUAAAUAGUGUGCUAAAACAAUUAGAAACAUCAUUGAUUUCUAAAAUUUAUUCCUAGAGCAAGCGACGUAAAUAAUAUGCUUCUAUAACUGCACAAAAGAUGUCAGGAUCAGGUGAGCAUUUUACACACUUUGGAAAGUUAGGUAGUCACCAAAAUUGCAGGUCUUGAAUAAUUUGGUUCAAUGCUAUCCACCCAAUAUGGUAUAAAACAAUUUACAGAAGGUGGAAAUUGUAUUAUCCUCUCUCCUGUGGUUAGAUCACAAAAUGGUAAAGAUGGCAGGGAUCCUUUUUUUCUCUUACUAUAAAAGGCUUUCACACCCUGUUUCCAUAUGUCUCACCUUUGUGGUACUAGUUUACUGUAUGUACUAUGCAAUACCAAAACCUGGUAGCUUCUUGAAUCUUAGUAUAAAACCAGUUGAGCUUCAAGAAUAAAACACUCCAAGCCAACCAUGUUCUUUCAUUGUAAUUACUACUGAAGGAGUAAUUUUUUCUGAUUGUUCUUUUUCUUAAGGAGAGGGAGAGAAGAGAAUCUUAAAAGCAGGCUUCACAUAGCAUGGAGUCCAGUGCAGGGCUCAAUCUCACAAAUCUUAGAUCAUGACCUGAGCUGCAAUCAAGAGUUGGACGCUUAACCUACUGAGCCACCCAGGAGCCCAAUUGUUCUUUGUUCUAUUUUGACUUCAUCCUGCCCAUAAAGUGACUCCAACUAUCUCAGCUACUUCAAGAUUAAUUUUGAAGAGAAAUUAAGUGCUCUUUUAAGGGUGAUUUUGUUACUAUUACUAUUGUUUCUCCCUAAUUCUUAAUGCUACAGGAAGGUUUUAAAUCCAGAAACAAAUAAAGCUAAUGCUAUA